AUGAGCCUGUCCGCCAGGCGCCCUAGUCGCCUCGGAGGCACCAAAUCCAAGAACGGGUGCGACACAUGCAAAAUUCGCCGUGUGAAGUGUGGCGAGGAGAAGCCAUGCUGCCUGAGAUGUACGGGUACAGGACGGCGGUGCGGCUAUAGCACUGGUUUCCUCCAAAAGACUAUUGGGCGGCCCCAGCUGGCCAUCACGUCCGUUACAUACCAUGGAUCGCGAGAGCGUCGUGCAUUUGAAUAUUACUUCUACAAUGCUGGCCCAUCGCUCUCAGGAGACCUCGACCAGGCUUUUUGGAGUGGUUGGGUCCUUCAAGUCUGCCGGACACAGCCAGUAAUUUGGGACGCGAUCAUCUCGCUCAGCGUGCUUUACGAACGACCUCCCAUUCACGAGACGCCGCCGUGGGUGCUUAUGAAUGGCCCAGCUGCGGUGCGAGAUCGGCACCAUCGUGAAGCGUUGGUUUGGUACUCGCGCGCGCUGGCUCUCCUACAGCAACGUAUUAAUCAGAGAACGGCAGAUCUGAUGGUAGCCUUGACCAGCUGCAUCCUCUUCAUUGCUAUCGAGCUCCUGCAGGGAAAUGUUAAAGCUGCUCUUAUCCUGUACAAACAAGGCGCCCAACUGAUUGUUGGUGCUGCACCAACAGCAGCAUCUACCAUCGCCACCCUCGAGCCUAUCUUCCGCCGUUUGGGAACAUGGGUCUUCAUCGCCAAUGGACUGUCAGAAGAGACCUGGGAUCUUUAUUUGGCCGUUCCAGACGAGCGCUUUACAUCGAUUGCAGAGGCAAGAAACAUCCUGUGUAGCAUCGUAGUCGACAUGAAGGCCCUCAACAUUGAUUCCAAGGCCUAUCUACGCCGAACAGCAGAUGGGCGACUUCUCGAGAUAUCAGAGCUGGUGGCUAGACAACAGCGCCUCAAAAACCGUCUCGCUCAAUGGUACCGCCUCUUUACAUACCUGAAGUCUAUGCAUGGCUCGAACGUUGACGGCGCGACCGCUCUUCUUCUGAUGAUAUACACCAGCGUCUUCAUCGAAGCAGAAGUCAUGCUGAAUCCGCACCCAGGUGCAUAUGACGCCUACGAAUCUGAAUUUGCCCAGAUCAUUGACUUGGCCCCCGCCGCGGUGACAUGGACACGCGGCUCGGAAGGGAAGCAACCGGGAUUCAUGUUUGAGAUGGGCGUGUUUCUCCCACUAUUCAUCACAGGUCUCAAAUGUCCGUUCCCCGAGCUGCGCCGUCAAGCAUUACGGUACAUGGGCGAGGCACCCCCGGUACAAGGACUGUUCAUGUGCGCUCCGACCGCUCAUAUUUUGGCCGUUCUUAUUGCGCUAGAAGAGAAUCCCGGCGUCCUGCCAGGACAAGCCUCUCAAGUAUAUGAUCUGCUGGCCAAGCCGGGACAUGUCCCACCAGCCCAAUACCGGAUAUGUGAUUUCAGUGUGUCAUCAGUUCUGGGCGAGGAGGGCAAGACGCGGAACUGGUUGAACUAUACACUCCACCACUUUGACGAAGAGGGGAGGAUACAGCUCGUAGAGAAAAUGAUGGCAUUCCCCUGGGUCGGUUCAUGA
This is a messenger RNA of Penicillium bovifimosum, 1557 nucleotides long. Its product is annotated as Zn(II)2Cys6 transcription factor domain-containing protein. Gene Ontology annotation, molecular function: DNA-binding transcription factor activity, RNA polymerase II-specific; zinc ion binding. The transcript has 2 exons. The record is from RefSeq and is a predicted model, not a curated record. NCBI's taxonomy places the organism in Eukaryota, Fungi, Ascomycota, Eurotiomycetes, Eurotiales, Aspergillaceae. The coding region runs from base 1 to 1557 and encodes 518 amino acids. Gene Ontology annotation, biological process: regulation of DNA-templated transcription.